This is a messenger RNA of Larimichthys crocea (large yellow croaker), 1924 nucleotides long. RefSeq names its product palmitoyl-protein thioesterase 2b (gene ppt2b). Gene Ontology annotation, cellular component: lysosome. The transcript is spliced from 8 exons. Lineage: Eukaryota; Metazoa; Chordata; Actinopteri; Sciaenidae. The record is from RefSeq and is a predicted model, not a curated record. Bases 278 to 1213 code for a protein of 311 amino acids. Gene Ontology annotation, molecular function: thiolester hydrolase activity.
UUAAAACCGGAACAAACAAAAGAAAGCAAAGCAAAGGUUGCAGCUGCUCUGUGUUUACGUUCAGGUGUUGUUAAGGAAUUCAUCAUCACACAGGAUUCACUGAGAGAGAGCCUGACCAGCUGCUGUGGACUGAGGCUCGGACCAACACACAGAGAUAAUGGCACAUUAGCCACACACCAAUCUUUUUAUUUUUAUUUUGCUUCUAUAUUUUAUUUUAUUUAUGUAUUUUUAAAUUUUCAGAUUUUAUUUAGUUUGUUUUUAAUUGUUCUGAGUGAGAAUGAAGGGCUCACAUUCUGCUGUGUCAAGCCCGAGGAGGUGGAGCAGCAGCAGCAGCAGCAGCAGCAGCAGCGGGGCGGCCGGGCUGCUCUACCCGCUGCUCGGUGCGUGUCUCUGGGCUGCGGUGGUCGGGUACAAGCCGGUGAUCAUAGUGCACGGUUUGUUCGACAGCUCAGGGGAUUUUAUAAACUUACAGCGCUUCAUUAACGAGUCUCAUCCUGGUACAAACGUGACUGUCAUCGACUUGUUCGACAGAAGUGCCAGCCUGGAGCCCAUGUGGACGCAGGUGGAGGGAUUCAAGGCAGCUAUUUACCCGAUAAUGCAAAACGCAGCAGACGGGGUCCACUUUAUCUGCUACUCACAAGGUGGGCUGGUUUGCAGGGGAAUCCUCUCCACUCUGUCUGACCACAACGUCCAGUCUUUCAUCUCUCUUUCUUCACCUCAGGCCGGCCAGUAUGGAGACACAGACUACCUGAAGUACCUCUUCCCUCAGUUUGUGAAGUCCAAUCUCUACCACAUCUGCUACACUGCGAUAGGUCAGAGGAUAUCCAUCUGCAACUACUGGAACGACCCUCACCACAGAGACCUGUAUGUGAACAGCAGUGAUUAUUUGGCUUUGCUCAACAGUGAGAGAGCCAAUCCAAACUCAACAGAGUGGAAGAAGAACUUCCUUAAAAUCAAAACGCUUGUGUUGAUUGGAGGACCAGACGAUGGAGUCAUCACUCCCUGGCAGUCGAGUCAGUUUGGAUUUUAUGACGACAACGAGACCGUCGUUGAGAUGCAGCACCAAGAUUUGUAUUUACGGGACGUGUUUGGUCUGAAGACGCUGGCGGCUCGUGGAGAUCUGAUCCUCUGUUCUGUUCCUGGCGUCGAGCACGUGUACUGGCACUCAAAUGAGACAGUGUUCCACAUGUGCAUGGAGAAGUGGCUAGUGUAGAACAAAACACACACACACACACACAGAUACACACCGAUACACACCUUGAGGUUUGACUUCCACCAUGUAUGAAACACCUCUGCAGCCACUGUAAAGUAUCCUCACAAACGUCUGUGAGUUCAGGAUGUAAUCUCAUUUUUUUUGGAUUACGCCUCUUAGAAAUCACGUGGUAAUCAAACAGUGUUGGGUUUUACCUUGUACUUCCUGUUGGUGAAGUUUUUUCAUUUUUUUUUAUGUUCAUGCUAAUAACAACUUGGUUAAUUUGAAAAGAAUAGUUUGACGUGUUGGGGCUUAUUUGCUUUCUUGCAGAGAGUAAGAUAGGAAGAUUGACACCAAGCUACGGCCAGCAGCAGGUUAGUUUAGCUUCGCAUAACAACUAAGGAGAAACAGCUAGCCUGGCUUUGUCCAAAGGAAACAAAACCCACCAAUCAGCUCUUUAAAGCUCACUAAUGAAUACCAACAAGUGUUAUGGAGUGGGUUUUUUUGUUUACAGAAGGUUGCGUGCUGGACUAUUUCUUGGCUGGAUUUAUUUUUUUCCUGGAGGCUUGUCAUUACUGUGAAGUUGCCAGCUCCUGCUCCUGGCCAAGAAAUAAAAUACCAGAUAGACACGUUAGACAGUGAGCUUUAAAAGUGCUGUAAGGUAGAUAUUUUACAGGCUAGCUGAUUCCCCUCAGACUUUAUGCUAAACUAAGCUAAGAGUUCAUAUAUAUA